AUGCGCGAAAGCGGAAAGAUCCCGCGAGGACCUCCCGACCUUCCAACAGGCACGGAGGUCAUUGAGCAGAAGUGCGUGGCAUACCUCAUUGGAAAGGGUGGCCAGGCUCUCGCAGCGAUCAACGCUGCAGCAGGCGUUUCCACGCAGAUCGACCAGAGCACAAAGUCCUUCGGAUACAGUAUGGCAAACAUAUACGGCACCGAGGAAGGGACUGCAAAGGCCAAGCUCAUUCUUCGCCAAAAGAUCUCGGAGUACCGUCCGCUGCGAGGAUGA
Molecule: messenger RNA, 273 nt
Organism: Symbiodinium natans
Lineage: Eukaryota; Dinophyceae; Suessiales; Symbiodiniaceae
Source: the annotation of a GenBank genome assembly